AUGGUUGGACGCUGGCGGAGGGGCUCGCUCCUGGGGCGACGAGAAGGAUCGAGGGCUUCCGGCGGCAACGCGGCAACGCAACGUGGAGAGGCGUGUCCUAGGGAGAUACAGUUGGGAUGUUUGGGGAGAGGGCCGGAAGAUGGGUUGCAUGGCGAGGCGGGCGCUCUCAAGUGA
Molecule: messenger RNA, 174 nt
Organism: Chondrus crispus (carragheen)
Lineage: Eukaryota; Rhodophyta; Florideophyceae; Gigartinales; Gigartinaceae
Exons: 1
Coding region: 1-174 (57 amino acids)
Source: RefSeq, a predicted model, not a curated record